AUGAUUAACGAGAUCAGAUGCACUAAGGUCCACGAUUUGCCGGAGACCCAGAGAUGUCAUUUUGUGAUAAACACGCCAGAUUGUGUGACCAAUAUGAACUUCAUCAAUUAUUUGGGUUGGCAUUUCUGCAAAGUGGACGUCCGAAGCGGUUUCAAUUCCUUCUGGAGUGCCAUAGGAAUGCUUUUGAUGGCCAUUUAUGUGUUCUGGAUGAUGCAAUUGACCGUAAAUAAAUAUUUCUGUCCCAUUUUAAAGGUGAUAGCGGAUUCAUUGCGGAUGAACGAGAGCACGGCUGGGGUUACGGUUUUGGCCAUUGCUAAUGGAUCACCGGAUCUCUUCACGGCGAUUGCCUCAAAAUUGCAGAGCACAAGGAAUUCCUUCCUUCAGUGCAUGUCGCAGGCCAUGUUCCUGCACAUCUUUGUAGCUGGAAUGGUGAUCCUAACCAAGCCAUUCAAUAUGGAACCAAACUAUUAUAUCCGUGAUUUUGGUUUCCUAUUCCUCAAUGUCGUUUACAUGGACUAUAUCCACAAGCGUCCCAAGGGAAUCAGCUGGUCAUCGGCUUUACCCGGUGCCUUUAUCUUUAUUGGCUACGUUUUAGUGGCCAUCAUUGAUCAGCAUUUGCUGAUGGCACGUAUACGAAAACUGGAAAAGAGACAACUGGAUGUGGCUGAGUUGUUGCAACUGGAGGAACUGAAGCCACAGACGCAGUUGCCAUUGAAGCGCCAGGAAAUCGAUCGUUCGUCCCCUCGUCAAGGUGGCCGACAUAAGCGUAUUUUCCGGCAAUUUUGGAACACUGUCGCCGAAUUCGACAAGGAACGCUUUCGCCUGGGAACCGUUCUGGUGAAGGUGUACCUGAUAGUAAAGCAGCCCAUCGAUAUGAUCUUGCGAAUUCUCAUUCCAGUGGUUGACAUGGAGAAGCCCCUUUACGGUUGGUCCAAGCUGCUCUUCAAUCUGCAGGUGGUUCUUGUCCCCACCUAUAUAGCCUACAUAAUAGUUCGCGGAUACACUAUUGCCGGAAUUGCCGCCUAUUUUAUCAUCCUCAUGAUCAUGGUGCCCGUGACUAUCUUGAUAUUUUUUCUCACGCGCACCGACACCCCGCCCAGAUUUUUCAGGUUUACAACAGGUAUGGGUUUCUCGGCCACCGUCUUUCUGAUCUUCUGUCUAACCUCCGAAGUCAACGCCAUGUUUUUCACUUUGGCAACCAUAAUGAAGGUGAGCCAGGAGUUUUCCCUGUCGACGGCCAUUUGCUGGGCUCUGAGUAGCAACGAUUUGGUGGCCAAUCUCUCGCUGGCCCACCAGGGAUGGCCUCGCAUGGCAUUGACGGCCACCUUCUCAGCUCCCGUAUUUGGAUCCUUUGUGUUUCUGGCCCUGCCAUUGGUGGUGCAGGCGUUUAUAAAAGCGCCAAGUAAUAUUUACCCUGCGGAGGGUGGCUUUGGGGAGACGGUGUGCAUCUUCUUGGAGGUCGGAAUGGGCUUCUCCAUGCUUUCCGCACUCACCACAAACUUCAAACUACGACGAGCUUGUGGUUUUCUACUGGUCUCCUACUACCUAUUCUUCCUCGGAGUUCUCAUUCUUCUGGAGAAGGGCGUGAUCCAUGCCUAUGGAGUCUGA
Molecule: messenger RNA, 1608 nt
Organism: Drosophila takahashii
Lineage: Eukaryota; Metazoa; Arthropoda; Insecta; Diptera; Drosophilidae
Product: mitochondrial sodium/calcium exchanger protein
Biological process (GO): intracellular calcium ion homeostasis; transmembrane transport; monoatomic cation transport
Cellular component (GO): membrane
Molecular function (GO): calcium:sodium antiporter activity
Source: RefSeq, a predicted model, not a curated record